GCAUUCGACUGCCACACAGUUCGUAUCACGCGUCGCUGCCGAGAGUGCACGCAUACAAACUCGAAAAGUAACGUCGUCGCUGUACGCGUAACUUAAUACGGAUAGCUCAAUUAAGGAUUUUAUGCAAGUUAUAAUUUGGAAAACGCAGUAAUAUUAAGGGUGAUGUUAGCAUUUUACUGAACAAAAUGAACCAGUCGGAGUCAUAGUAACUUCAAACUACUAAGAAAUAUAAGUGUACUUGAUAUAUUUUUUAUAAAAAACGCGAACAUGUCAAAUAUCGAAGCUAAUAAUAAUAUGAAGGGAACAGAAUCCAAUAAUUAUAAAUCGGACAAUGAAAAAAAAGACAUCGAAAAAGGGAAAAUCGGAACUAAUGGUCCUAGUUUACCCUGGGUACAUAUCAUAGUGAUGGUGUUCGCUUUAGCUGUCCUGGUGGCAGCGAGUGCUGUGGCUUGGGUGUUCUUCAGCUGGCAGAUAAGCCUCAUUGUGUUCGCGGUCAUAGCUUUCGUAUACAUAAUAAUCUAUUUUUCAAAUUGGCUAUGGGUCGCCGUACAAACAGCUCCUAGAGAUUUCAAAGCUCUCUACUGCUAUAUAAAAAUUUUAAGAUUAACGAGUAAAUUUACAAAAAAAAAUUGGUCCAUGCCAGAUAUUUUCCACGAAUCAGUUAAAAGACAUCCAAAAAAAGUAUGCUUCUUGUUUGAAGACGAAUCAUGGACUUUUCAGCAGGUGGAGGAGUAUAGUCUUCGCGUUUCAGCAGUACUCCGAGCACAAGGUGUGAAGCGUGGUGACACGGUAGCAGUUAUGGCUAGCAAUUACCCUGAGAUGCCUGCAAUCUGGCUUGGUAUAGCUCGCAUCGGUGGUAUUUCUCCUCUGAUUAACACCCAUCAAACUGGCAAUACUUUGCUUCAUUCAAUAAAUAUUGCCAAAUGCGAUUUCGUUAUUUACGGCAGCGAGUUCGAAUCUGCUAUUCAAGACAUAAGGAAAGAACUAAAUGAGUCGAUCAAACUUUAUAAGUUCACCCGCCGUCCAUUAAAUACAUCGGAUAGUGCUGUAAAUGUAGUCGACUCUGAAAAUGAUUUGACGCACUUACUGGAGUCUACACCACCAGCGCAAUGGUCGAAUUCCGAAGGUGAAGGCUUCACUGGCAGACUGCUCUACAUCUACACGUCUGGUACGACAGGACUACCGAAAGCGGCUGUUAUAUCGCCUUCAAGAAUGGUGUUCAUGGCAUCGGGUGUUCAUUACUUAGGAGGAUUGAAUUCUAAGGAUGUUAUUUACUGUCCUAUGCCUCUUUACCACUCAGCUGGCGGUGUUAUCACAAUGGGAAAUGCUUUUAUCUUUGGGUGCACUGUGGCCUUAAAAUUAAAGUUCUCCGCUUCCGCGUAUUUCCCAGACUGCAUUAAAUAUAACGCAACGGCGGCGCAUUACAUUGGAGAAAUGUGCCGUUAUGUGCUCGCCACGCCACCCUCACCCACUGACAAGCAGCACAAAGUGCGCACCGUGUAUGGAAACGGCAUGCGACCAACUAUAUGGACUGACUUCGUCAAUCGUUUCGGUAUAAAGAGGGUUGUAGAAUUUUAUGGUGCCACAGAAGGAAACGCGAAUAUCGUCAACGUUAACAACAAAACUGGGGCCAUAGGAUUCGUAUCAAGAAUUGUCCCUGCAGUCUACCCGAUCGCUAUUAUUAAAGUAGACGAAGAUACGGGAGAACCUAUUAGAGACGCGAAAGGCCUUUGUCAGCUGGCGCAACCGCAUGAACCUGGUGUAUUUAUUGGUAAAAUAAAACCGAAUAAUCCUUCGCGUGCAUUCCUCGGUUACGUUGACAAAGAAGCUUCUGAGAAGAAGAUUGUAAGAGACGUCUUUAACUAUGGAGACUCCGCUUUCAUAUCAGGAGACAUUUUAGUAGCUGAUGAGCUUGGUUACUUGUACUUUCGCGACCGCACCGGAGACACGUUCCGAUGGCGCGGGGAGAACGUCAGCACCACUGAAGUGGAGGCUGCCAUUUCCAGGGUUGCUGACCAACGUGACGCUGUUGUAUAUGGGGUGGAAAUACCUAAUAUAGAAGGACGAGCGGGCAUGUGCGGUAUAGUAGACAAGGAUGGCAGCUUAGACUUGGACAAGCUGGCCAGAGACGUAGCCAAAGACCUCCCCAAGUACGCUAGACCUGUCUUCAUAAGAAUUAUGUCGGCCAUGGAUAUGACAGCAACAUUUAAACUACGCAAGGUCGACUUACAGAAGGAAGGAUAUAAUCCUAAUACUAUUCAAGACAAACUCUAUUAUUUCGAUUCAAAAUUAGACAAAUAUAUUAGUUUAGGUGCUGAAGAAUAUGAAAAAAUUAUAUCGGGACAAAUAAGACUGUGAUUUUAUACUUGAUUUUUAUGUAUGAAGUGCCUUUUAUGUUGUGAAAAAAUAAGUAAAUAAUAAUUAUUUGACAUUCAUGUGAAUGGAAACUACUAAUUUAAAUAAAUUAAAGUAUUCAUAAGAAUUGACUGAUAAUAUUGUUUUGGGGUAGGUAUUUAUGAAAAAAAGAACUUACAUAUAAUUAAAUGUAAGUUAUUGUGGUAGGUUAUUACACUGUUGCUUGUAUCGUAUUUUUUGUUUGGU
Messenger RNA from Vanessa atalanta (red admiral), 2601 nucleotides. Its product is annotated as long-chain fatty acid transport protein 4-like. The record is from RefSeq and is a predicted model, not a curated record. Gene Ontology annotation, biological process: triglyceride homeostasis. The transcript has 14 exons. Lineage: Eukaryota; Metazoa; Arthropoda; Insecta; Lepidoptera; Nymphalidae. The coding region runs from base 268 to 2358 and encodes 696 amino acids. Gene Ontology annotation, cellular component: endoplasmic reticulum. Gene Ontology annotation, molecular function: long-chain fatty acid transmembrane transporter activity; long-chain fatty acid-CoA ligase activity.